AUGUAUGAUCCUUUACGCACACAAGAUGUCCUCGGACAACUCCCGCUAUUGAAAGCAUACAACCACAUCAUGGUUGGAUUUUCAUUGCAGGACACCGUCAAUCGUGACGAGAUCAUUCAAGCAUUGGAAUUUGCGACUCUUAAGCUUACCACGGCUAUUCCCUGGUUAGGUGGAAAAGUUGUUAACGUUGGUAGCGGUCCGGAUAGCAGCGGUCUGUUCCAGAGCGUUCCUUGUGAAGAAUUUUCUCCUCCAAAUUCGAUACUCCGUGUGAAAGACUGCACCGACCUUCUUCCUCCAUAUCCAGAGAUUGUGGCUGCAAAGGGGCCGGCUUCUAUGUUGGAUGGCGCAGUGCUUGGACCCAAGAACGCGUUUCCGCUCAGCUACGAGGAUUCCGAGACAGAUCCCGCACCGGCUUUGCUCAUACAGGCCAGUUUUUUGAAAGAGGGUCUCAUUUUGGAUAUGGCCGCCCAGCAUAACAUGUCUGACGGUGGUGGUAUCCUUGCAAUGCUAAAUAUAAUCGCAACCGCUCUUCGAGGCCAGGAGAUCCCUACGAGCACGAUUGAAGCAGCCAAUCUAGACCGGAGAACUGUGAUCCCACUUUUGGGCCUGGAAGAACCACUGCUUGACCACAGCCACUUGAUCAGGCCGCCUCCUCCAGCUAUCAGACCCCCACCACCUUCGCCUUUAACUUGGUGCCUCUUUCGCUUCUCGGCUGAAAAGCUCAAUGCAAUCAAAACCGAAGCAAGCGAUCCGGCUCAUUUGACAGUACCAUUCAUUUCGCGCGAUGAUGCACUCUGCGCAUUCCUUUGGAAGCGUAUCACGGCUGUCCGGUUGCGUCGACGCCAAACACCAGAUGAUAUGUCAAAAUUCACCAGAGCGGUCGAUAUCCGUAAAACCAUGGGAAUCCCAUUCGACUAUAUGGGUGUUUCAGUAAGCAACGCCAGUACUUGGCUAUCAUUCCAGCAAGUGACUAGUCUACCAUUGGCAGCAGUAGCUUCCGAGCUACGCAAGACUCUGAAUGAGAUAGACGCGACUUUUGUGCGAAGCUUCACGACCUUUGUUUCGCGACAAAAGGAUAAGAGAAACAUUGCCUAUGCGGGUAAGUUCAAUCCUGAUACCGAUAUGGGUACUUCAUCCAUGGCAUCCGUACCACUAUACAAGGCGAACUUUGGUCUCUUGGGACAUCCUACCCUCGCCCGCAGACCUACAUUUGCGCCCAUUCCGAGUACUAUCUAUGUCAUGCCGCAAACACUCCAAGGUGAUGUUGAUGCACUGGUCUGUCUCGGAGAGGCGGAUAUCGCAGCACUGAGGGACGACACCGAGUGGGCAUCAAGCGUAGAAUAUAUUGGAUAA
Molecule: messenger RNA, 1353 nt
Organism: Talaromyces marneffei
Lineage: Eukaryota; Fungi; Ascomycota; Eurotiomycetes; Eurotiales; Trichocomaceae
Exons: 1
Coding region: 1-1353 (450 amino acids)
Source: RefSeq, a predicted model, not a curated record